Molecule: messenger RNA, 3639 nt
Organism: Osmerus eperlanus (European smelt)
Lineage: Eukaryota; Metazoa; Chordata; Actinopteri; Osmeriformes; Osmeridae
Gene: klhdc7a
Product: kelch domain containing 7A
Exons: 1
Coding region: 110-2503 (797 amino acids)
Molecular function (GO): protein binding
Source: RefSeq, a predicted model, not a curated record
GGUGAAAACCUGCUUCUGUAGAUUAUAAUAUGCUUUUUUAAAUAACGUAAAGGGUACCCAGGGACAGGCCAGGGAGGAUUUUACCUUUGGGGACUGGUUGGUUCCAACGAUGCCCAUAGCAGAACUGCUGGGGGUUCAGUUUGACAUGCAGCUUCUGGGGAAGCUGAGUGUAUCCGUGGCUGCGGUUCUGUUCAUCUCCUGGGCCUUCCGCUUUUACACCUCCAGGACCAGGGUGACCAGGAAGCCCCCCCUCCACGACCCGGCCGCCCUUGCCCGGCCCUCACAUGAACCGGAAUCCCCUCAGAGCGGAACAUGCCGGAACUGCAAAGCCCCAUUGCGACAUCAGAGCGCCCCCAGUGACACCGGAGAUGAAGGUAAACAAAGCGAGGCCUCGCUGGUGCGCGCCGGCAGUGAUGACUUGACACCCGAGGACACCAGCACGCUCACAGGGGAGGGACAGCUGGCCCAGAUCGUAAACUCCCCAGGGUUGACAAACACAGGCGAAAUGGCGGAAUCGCAGGACAGGAUCAACGCUGAUGAACACAAGAACAUAGAAGCUGAACACCCCCCAUUCCACCUCCCGGAAACCGAGACUAACAAGAGCAGUGAUUCUGACCAAGAUACUGAGAACGGGUCUACACUGAAACUGCCUGGUCAUAGUGACAGCAGGGCAGCCAGCCCCUCAGGCCGGAGGUCCCCUUGCUUCCUGCAGAGGUUGGAGGGCUGUGUUGGGGUCGGGGUAGGCCGAGAGCUCAGGCAGAACCUGGACCUCCAGGGGGCCCACUCCUGUUUCCUCUCCAAGGCUGAGAUCACAGUGGAGGACGCCCAUCUGGUGCUGGAGGGACGAGAGGACCAGAACGUCAUCCGAGGGAAGAUCUACGAAUACUACGUGGAGUCGUCCUCGGUUACAGAAGCCACCCCUGGGAUUGGUCGGCAGGAGCGGGGGUCGCAGGGGUCACGGGGGUCGCUGGACUCGCCGUCGGGGGAGUUUGGAAGCCGGGGGAGCAGUCUCUCUGAGCCUCCUCCGUCUCUGAGCCCCAUCGUCAUGAGGGAUCUGGUUCUCACCCAGAACGUAAGCGAGGCCGAGGACCUUUUCUCCCCCGCCAGCCCGGAGCCCCGACUCACCGACAGGCCGGUGCUGCUGCGGAAGGACAGCUACCUGAGCGCAGCAGAGCUCUCCGAGUUCCACAUCCCCAGGCCGGCCCCCAGGGCCUCCACACCACUGAAGCCAAGCCAGGGCCCUCACAGCGGGGACACCAGCCCCGCCAGCCCCCUUAGCCCCACCACAACCACCUCAGACCCUAACGUGUGGGAGGAGCCCAGCCUGGAGACGGUGGCGGGCGCCAGGUUCCUCCACCCACCCACGGAGAACUCCUCAGAAGAGGAAGGCAGCAUGGUGGGGCGGCUGGAUCUGGGCAACUGCAUGGAGGUGCUGGCGCUGGCCAAGAAACACGGCCAAGGCCACCUGCGGCAGGCGGCGCUCCGGGUCAUGUCUGACAACUACUUCCAGGUCCUCAGGGACCCCGGCUUGUACGGCCGGCUGAUGGCAGGGGAGCGGGAGCAGGUACAGAGACUGCGGACGAGGGGGAGAUGUUUCCUGGUGGCAGCCGACAUGGACCCCCAGGACUGGGGAAGGAGCGACGGCUCUCAAGGGUUCGGAGCAGGCCAGAGGACAUCCAGCAGGCUGUACUACUACGAUGACUACCAGGACUCCUGGCACCCGCUGUGCCAAACACCCCAGGAAGUCGUUUCCAAAGGCUGCGCCAUGUGCACCAUGGACAACUACUUGUUUGUGGCGCUGGGCUGCCAGGGCACGGACAGGGAGAUGAAACCUUCAAAGCGAGUGUUCUGCUACAACCCUGUGACGUCCAUCUGGAAGGAGAUCAGUCCCAUGAACGAGGCCAGGCCCCACUGCAAGCUGGCGGCCCUCCAAGGCCACGUCUACGCCAUCGGCGGCGAGUGCCUGUCCACCGUGGAGCGCUACGACCCCAGGAGCGACAGAUGGACGUUCGCGGCGCCGCUGCCCAACGACACGUUCGCCGUGGCCCACCGCGUCACCGUGUGCAACGAGGAGCUCUUCGUUUCCGGGGGGACCCUGAGGUACACGCUGCUGCGCUACAACCCCAGGACCAACGCGUGGAGGCGGAGCCUGAUCGUGGGCACCAAGGAGAGGACCACCGAGAUGGUGGCGGUGAGGAGCUUCCUGUAUCGCUUCGACGUCAACCCCAUCCUGGGCAUCAGCGUGUACCGCUACCACACGGGGGCCCGCCUGUGGUAUGAGUGCUGCUCCAAGCGCAUGCUCCACUGCCCCGCCUUCCAGUGCGUGGCCGUGGACGACACCAUCUACUGCCUCAGCCGCCAGUUCACCAUGAGGUUCCUGGCGGACGAGACGUCGCCGGCGUUCGUCGCUGACGACCUGAGUGUCCUCGCCGAGGCGAAGGGCGUGUUGUUUCCCGUGGUCCUGUCGCUGCCGGAGAAGAGGACCCUCCAGACCAGCGUGUAAUCAGACAGGGGUCGUUAGAGGACCACAGAGGGACCGUCUGCUCUGAUUGGGUUUUACUUUCGCGGCUGAAGGCCUUCUCCUCCUGCGGGUUGCCAGUCCUACAGGGAGGCACAGCUGCCCUAAUCAGGGGCGGUGAAAGUAAAAUAUUAAGGCCAUUAAUGGUAAUUAGAUGACUGCUUGUUUAGAUUUAUACAGACAGCGCCGCCAUAUAAAUCCAGUGUGUUGGUGGAAGAGCUGUUUGUUCCUUGUGGAUCUGUCUGCUCCUCCUUUCCCCAGCCCCUCCCUCCCUCGCUCCUCCAUCCCUCAUUCCUCUCUCCCCCCUCGGUUCCUUCAUCUAUCAGUUCUCUCCUCCCUCCAUCACUCCUUCCUACCUCUCUCCUCCCUCUUUCCCUCUUCCCUUCCUCAAGCCUCCUCCCUAUGUCACACCUCACUCCCUCUCUCAUCCCUUUAUCUCUCCUCCUUCCUUCCUUCCUCCCUGCACUGUAGUUACUCCUAAAUCAAAGAAAAUGUGCUCUCCUCUUUUGACUGUGGUGAAAAAUAAUUUCCAUUCAUGCUUUGGAGCACAGGAAGUGACACAUUCGCAAUCCAUUGAGGGCCAUGACAGCAUAGCAGCAGCAUCAUUCUUACAGUGGACUGGACUCAAUACAAUUAUCCACUUUCACUCUAUAAAUAUGACAUGAUUGUGGCUCACUGUGAAAUAUACGUGAGCUACUAAAAACUCAAUGUCCUCUCUACUUCUGAUUCCCUUCAAAUGGAGGAUUUACAAUUUUGCUGCAGUUUGGAAUAAUGCGCUGGAGAUCAAUGAUAUUGCAUUGCUUCAACCAGUAAUUUAAAGUUUGCUUUUUAACCAAAUAACAAAGUUAUUUUCCCAUCUGCACUAAAUAUGCAUUGAAACACAGUAAUUAAAAAGUAAGAACUCAUCUGGUCAAUGAAAGUAAUGCUUGAAAUAACUCAAGGCUUACACUUAAGACAUACAAUAACAUAACAUUGAUGCGUUGUGGCUAACUGGAAAAAUGCAGCACAACCACAAAGCGGAUUGGUUUGUUAAUCAAUGCUCAUUAAUACCCCUGCAUAGACAAAUGGUCUAACUGUUUACCCAAUCAAGUUAUAUUUAGUUGUUGUCCUUCUAAAGUAAA